AUGAUAACAAUAUCGCCAGACGGAAAAUACCUAGUUACUUAUAGUAAAGAUGAUCAAUCAAUUGUCGGUUGGAAUGUCGAAGAUAAAGAUGAGAAUCUACUUAAAUUAUAUAAAAAAUUCAAAUUAAGUAAUAAAACGGAUGAAAUAUGUGUUUCCAAUGAUAAAAUACUUGCGCGUCUUUAUGACAUGUCUAAUAAAGGUGCUAUUACAAAAGGUGAACUUGUAUUAUAUGGUGAACCUCUUGAUAAAAUUUAUGCUUAUUCUAAAAAUAGCAGCAAAUGGAAAUGUGAAAGAAUAUACAAGAUACCGAAUGGUUUUGAAGCGAUUAACAUAUCAAAAGAUGAUAAAAUUUUCUUAUAUUCGGAUAAUUCCAUUUAUGAAUGGAAUCUUAUUACUGAAAAAAGUAUAAAAAUAUUUAAUAGUGACGAGAAGAUAUGUGACUAUAAGUCGGUUAUCGAAAUUUUUAGUAACGAGAAGUUUAUUUGUAUAAGAAUCAUAAAUAAACUUAUUAUUUAUUCGAGAGAACUAAAAAUUCCUAUCACUUUGGAUAUUAAUAAUGCGUCAUAUACUCAACUAUUUUAUAAUUUUAUGCAUCAUACUGACUUAAUUUCUUUAUUACUUCCUUUAAUAAGUAAUAAUAGUACUGGAAGUUCCAUUACGACAGGCUAUUUAAAAGAGGAGCGUUAUCCGGAUAACAUUCAAACUACAACCGAGUAUGCAUUUGGAAUCUUAGAUAAAAAUAUUUGGAAGGUUAAACUUGAAACGUUAUUAAAAAUGAAUUUAACUUACGAAAAUUCUAAUGAAAUUAUCGAAAAUUCUAAUGAAACUAUCGAAAAUUCUAAUGAAACUAUCGAAAAUUCUAAUGAAAUUAUCGAAAAUUCUAAUGAAACUAUCGAAAAUUGUUACUUUGAUUAUGAAACUAUUGACUGGUACUUUGAUGAUGUUAACAAAGAAACGAAUAAAACAGAUGAUCACUUAUCAAAACCAUGUAUUGAUAAUAUUAAUGCAUUAUCUCAAAGAUUCAUAAAAGGAAUCAUAAAAAAUGAUUUAAAACGAGGGAAAUUUGAAUGGAUAUUUGAUUGUAAAAAAAAUAAAAUUACACUGGAGAUUUUUGACAUUAGUAGUGAGAGAAAAUUAAUUGGCAAAAGAGUUGAUUAUUUAGAUUCUGCUGAACAUCAAAAACCACUUGGUAUUGAGUUAUCUAAUGACAAUAAUAUUAUUAUUUUGACAACAAAAGGUCUUUUUAUUUAUCAUUUUAAUGAAAAUAACAACAAAUUAAUUUCCUUAAACUAUUACUAUUAUAUGAAGAUCGACGAUAAUAUAGAAGAAUUAAAAAAUUAUAUAUCUUCAAAAACUACUUUGCCUUUACCGAAUCAUGAAAGUUUCAAAUUUUGUGAUGAAUGGAUUUCAUCUGUAAUAGAAAAUAACGAAACCUUUUCAAAAUACGGUGGGGAAUUACUAGCAUUUGGAAUUAAAGAAAAAGAUGUAAAAUUGAUAAAAGAUAUCUAUAAAGAAUAUAUAAAAGAUAUUAAGGAUUUUUCAAAAUACGGUGGGGAAUUACUAGCAUUUGGAAUUAAACAUAACGAAGAAUUAGUAAAAGAUAUAUAUAAAAAAUAUAUAAGAGAUAUUAAGGAAAAUUUUUCAAAAUACGGUGGUAAAUUACUAAUAUUUGGUAACGAAGAAUUAGUAAAAGAUAUCUAUAAAAAAUGUAUAGAAGAUAUUAAGGGAAAUGAUACUAAAUCGGGGGAUGUCUAUAAAAAAUUUAGAAAAUAUAAUAAAGUAAUCCUUUUAAAACAUGGUGUCAAACUACUAACAUCUGGAAUUGAAGAAUAUGAUAUAGAAUUAAUAGAUGAUAUUUAUAAAAAAUGUAUGAAUUAUUUUAAAGAAGAUUUUGUAAACAAUAGGAUGUUUUUAAGUAUUAUUAAUUCUACAAUACCCUUAUUGAAUAAAUGUUAUCCAGAAUAUAUUUCAAGAUAUUCAUCAGAAACAAUGAUAAUCGUAGAUUCUUAUAGUAAAGAAUAUAGAAAUAGUAAUUUACAUCUUUACUCCUUUCAAUAUUCUAAUUUAACUUGGUGGUAUAAAAGUGAAGGAUUAAUAAGCGAAUUUUAUAAUAAUCAUAAAAUGAUAUUCUGGAUUAUAAUUAUUAUAUUUGAUAUCUUAAUACUUUUACCCCUGGUUCCCAUUAUUCUUAUUUUUCAUGCUAUAUUCUUACUUAUUAAUAAUAUUUUUAAAAAUACAAUGCCAUCAAUUACUCUUAUGAAUCCUUAUAUUAAAUUUGUUAAUUAUCCACAAGACUAUAAUUUGUUUAAAGAAUUACUUAUACCUCAAUCUAGUCCAUUUGUUAAAACAAUAAGUAGGGAUAUCUAUAAGACAUGGAAUGGUGAAACAAUAAUUAAUUUUAAAUGGAAUAAAUUUGGAAAAUAUUAUUAUGCAAUAAUCUGGUUUGGAUUUAUGGGUUUACUUGGAUGCUUUACCGCUGCUGCAACAAUUCCUAAACAAUACAUUGAUGAUAAUGUUCAAAAACAACUCUUAAUCGUCUCAAUUAUACUUGGAAUUAUUCAUUUGAGUUUUGAAAUCCGCCAGUUUGUUUAUAAUCCUACUAAAUGGUUCAGUGAUUUUUGGAAUAUAUUUGAAUCUAAAUUUUCUCCUGAUGACUAUGCAAAUACAAAUCUUACAAAUAAUAGUGAUUCAAAUAAUCCUUGGAAUAUAGCUUCUACUUAUCAUCAAGUAUUUGAAAACGGAACAGUUGAUCCAAAUCCAUAUUUGAUUCAACAACCUGAUGAAAAUACCAACAUGUUUAUAGAUUUUGGGACUGCUGCUUUUGCAAUGUAUAAAUUCUUAACAGGAGAUUCAGGUGCAUUAUCCAAUUGGACAUAUAAAAAUGAUCCUUCACUUGCAAUAUUGACUGUGUUAUUCUCAUUCUUGAUUGUUGUAUAUCUUAUGAAUUUGUUUAUUGGAUUAUUAAGUAAUGCAAUUGAAGAAGAUAAUAAUAGGGUGUCAUAUUUAUUACAAAAAGCGGAGAUUCUUGCUGAAAUUGAAUUAUUUUACCUAUUACCAUAUCAGAGACGUUGGGAAGAAUGGUUUCCUGAAGUAAUAUAUUAUUAUGCUGACGCUAAUAAGAUUCGACAAAUGAUUGAUGAAAUGAUUAAUAAAGGAGAAUGUGAUGUAGAAAAAUUUACAGAACUAAAGCGUAGAAUUGAUAGUGGAACUACUUCAAGACAAGCAUUAGAAGAAAUACGUAUAAUUUAAGUUGUUGAUGCAGUAAAUUUAGUAAUUGCUCCAAAUUCUUAGUUAACUGUAAAUAACUAGCUUCCUACAUUAUUUAUAAUUUGGUCAUGGGAAUUAUAAAGUAUUAUCUUUCGCAAUAUAAGUUUGUAAUCAAUUA
Molecule: messenger RNA, 3385 nt
Organism: Rhizophagus irregularis DAOM 181602=DAOM 197198
Lineage: Eukaryota; Fungi; Glomeromycota; Glomeromycetes; Glomerales; Glomeraceae
Source: RefSeq, a predicted model, not a curated record